AUGGAACUGGUGAGACUGUUACUCGGCCACUUGCCCCGAUCCCAACUCGACUGGGAUAAGAGAACCGACCUUGAGGGCUGCAAAACAAAAGCUGAACGCUUGUUGAGGGAGGAUUCCCAGCAGUAUGCCAAGCGAAUUGCGGACUCUAUCAAAGUUGCUAGGCAGAAUCUCCACCAGGCGCAGGAACGGCAGAUCCGCCAAGCUAAAAAGAAGGGCCAGGAACCGAAUUUUACGGUUAGGGUCAAAGGCUGGGUCGACAUACACGGACUUACAAGUACAAGACCCAAUCAGGCAUUAGACUGGAGGAAGAGAGGGCUAUAG
Messenger RNA from Ilyonectria robusta, 321 nucleotides. RefSeq lists its product as uncharacterized. NCBI's taxonomy places the organism in Eukaryota, Fungi, Ascomycota, Sordariomycetes, Hypocreales, Nectriaceae. The transcript has a single exon. The record is from RefSeq and is a predicted model, not a curated record. The coding region runs from base 1 to 321 and encodes 106 amino acids.